GGGAGGAAUGUCACUGAGAACACAGACCAACACCAUGAUGGCAGAUGUGAGCACUCAGGAACAUCAAAGGAUCUUGAAGGCCACAGUCUCUCCCAGUUCCCAUCAGUGCGUGCCCUCUCUGUCUACAGGGCUGUCUCGGCACCUUCUCAUGACAGCCCUAUAAAUGCAGGUGGGCUCCUCACUCCCUACACAUUGGGUUCCUGCUCACCCUUCCUUCAGGUGACUCUCAGCCAUGAAGACACUUGUUCUCCUCUCUCUCCUUGCCCUGCUGGCCUUCCAGGCCCAGGCUGAUCCUCUCCCAGAAGCAGCUGAGGAGACUAAAACUGAUGAGCAGCCAGGGGUAGAGGACCAGUAUGUGUCCAUCUCCUUUGGGGAUCCAGAAGGCUCUGCUCUUCAAGAUGGAGCCUCAAGAAAGGGCCCAUUAUGUUUCUGUAGAAAGGUAUGCAAAAUUUAUGAACGGGUCCAUGCAAUCUGCUUCGGCAAGAUACUACUCUGCUGCAGCUGAGACGAGAGACAAGAUCACCAUGUCUUCUGAGACCUCAUGAUCAGCCAU
Alexandromys fortis (reed vole) is the source of this 553-nucleotide messenger RNA. RefSeq names its product alpha-defensin 20-like. Gene Ontology annotation, biological process: cellular response to lipopolysaccharide; defense response to Gram-positive bacterium; disruption of plasma membrane integrity in another organism. Bases 233 to 505 code for a protein of 90 amino acids. Lineage: Eukaryota; Metazoa; Chordata; Mammalia; Rodentia; Cricetidae. The transcript has 2 exons. Gene Ontology annotation, cellular component: extracellular matrix. The record is from RefSeq and is a predicted model, not a curated record.